AUGUCUGGAGUUUUCACUUAUCACAACUUCUCGUUACAGGAUACACCGUCUCUGGAGGGACAGGUGGCGGUGGUGACGGGCGGACAAGCGGGUAUUGGAAAAGAAAUCACGGCACAGCUGCUUCUCCACGGAAUCGAAAAGGUCUUCAUCGUCGCGAGGAGCAAAGACAAGUUCAACACUGCCUAUGAUGAAUGGCGAGUCAGAAAGGGAAUUGAGCUUGGCCAAGAUGAUUCUCGAGUCACCUUUAUCAAGUGCGAUCUCGGUGAUAUCGAGGAUGUCUACGCGGCGGGAAAGAUGAUUAAGCUGCAGACAGAGUACAUCCAUAUCCUAAUCUGCAAUGCAGGCCUCGGCAUCCAAAAAAUAGCCCCCCUAAACACCUACGGCAUAGACCCAAUCUUCACAACAAACUGCAUCGGCCACCAAAUCCUAACAACCCUCCUCCUCCCCCUCCUUAAACGAGGAACCUCAAAUGCCCCCCACGGCUCCAGAAUAGUAGUCGCCUCCUCCAGCCUGCACCAACUCUGCCGCCACCUGGACCUAACCAGUCUAACUCGGCCAACAAACAAAUGGCCCGCCCUCCACGACUCCGUCUGGCGCUACGCCCGCUCCAAACUAGCCAACAUCCUCUUCAGCAAGGAACUUACCCGCAGACUUGCCGAAGACGAAGACCUCGCUGCAAAAAAGGUCUAUGUUAAUUCGUAUUUCCCGGGGAACGUGGUCACGCAGCAGUGGCAGGGGUGGAGUGAGCAUUUGGGCAGGGUGAUUGGGGCUGUUAUAAGGUGGUUGGGCAGGAUGUUUGGGCAGAGUGUUGAAGAGGCUGCGGCGACGGCAGUUUAUUUAGCGACGAGUCCCGAGGUUAGUGUGCGGGACGAGAGGGGUGGGUAUUAUGUACCUAUUGCCAAGGUGGAGGAGCCGACUAGGUUGGGGAGGGAUGAGGAGAUUGGGAGGGAGUUAUGGGAUUGGAUUGAUGAUCGGGUUGCGCAGACGCUGGGAGGGUUGAAUUCUUAA
Molecule: messenger RNA, 1008 nt
Organism: Penicillium cataractarum
Lineage: Eukaryota; Fungi; Ascomycota; Eurotiomycetes; Eurotiales; Aspergillaceae
Product: putative short chain dehydrogenase/reductase
Exons: 6
Coding region: 1-1008 (335 amino acids)
Source: RefSeq, a predicted model, not a curated record